AUGGAGAAUUAUCCCUCAGACAACACCACCGCGUUGGGUCUUCCUCCUCCCAAAUCUGUCAAAGAAGCUCUAGCCACUGCUAGAAAUUGUACUUAUGCUUUCGAUAGUAUAGUAGAAAUCCUCUCGUCAGAUGAGAAAGAUGAUGAUGUUCAAGAGGGUCAUUCUAAGAUCCAAGGCAUCUACCUAGAGCUCCGAGGACUUCCCACAAUCUCUCUACCUAAGAAGCUUCUGGCAAAGAUCAGUAAACCAUGGGAAAAUACACUAAUUGCAGAUUGUACUAAAGUCUUCGCGGAGAGACCAUGGGUCAUUAUGGACCACUAUCUGACUGUGAGAAGGUGGGAACCAAACUUUAAACCAUCGGAAGCUUUUGAAACCACAACCGUAGUUUGGGUUCAGUUUCCUGAGCUUCAAAUUGAAUACUACCAAGAAAAAGUCCUAUUUGCGAUUGCCAAAGCUAUUAGCAAACCACUCAAAAUCGAUUGGACCACAGCUAUGGCUACGAGAGGAAAGUUUGCUCGCGUCUGUGUAGAAAUGGAUCUUAGUCAACCUCUAAAACCAAAAUUCAUAUUGGAAGGUAAGCUUUACAGUGUUGAAUAUGAGUCCCUUCAUUCAUUCUGCUUCCUCUGUGGACGCACUGACCAUAGAAAGGAAGCUUGUAGAUUCAAGACCUCAGGUGCUUUACCGGCGGAGGAAAAUCUAGCCGUUUCCGACAACGGAACUUUUGACAACCAAACAGUGCAGGAUAACGGUUACCUGCAACAAAAAAAGGAGGAAGAUGAAGCCUUUGGCCCAUGGAUGCUUGUGACUAAGCGAUAUAGGAAAACAGCCCAACCCAAGACGGUACAAGAUCUAUCUGGCCCAAUUACCAACACCAAUUCAUUUAAAUAUUUGAAAGAGGGCCAUAACAGUCAAGUUAAUACUCAUAGGGGAAAGAUGACCAACAAAAUCGGAGUGGAUAAUGCCCAAGGUGAGCCCAGUGUCCCAAUAGGCCCAACUCAAGCUAAGGACUCUAAAGGUAAAACCAAAAUAGGGACGAACCACACCAGAGCAAAGGAAUCAGAUACAUCUGUGAGAAAUCAAUCUGUCUGGAAGAAAAUGGGGGAGAGCUCAGCAUCACACGCCAAAGAUUUCCCACCAGAGAAUCCACUCUGUGAACAAGUCAAAGUGAACAAUCUCUCCAGUGAAAAUCAAUUGCAUCAGAAUACUUCUAACAUGAUCUAUACGUUGGAGAACACCCCAAGUCAAAACAACUCAACCAUGGUUGAAGUUAACUCGUCCCCUGUAGCUGCCAACAUACCAGAACCUACUUCAACUCUCAAGUCAGUAAAACCAUUGAAACAAAAUAAAGAACCACCAGACCCAGGGGAAGCAAACAAUGGAAGGGGAAGAUAG
Molecule: messenger RNA, 1392 nt
Organism: Camellia sinensis
Lineage: Eukaryota; Viridiplantae; Streptophyta; Magnoliopsida; Ericales; Theaceae
Source: RefSeq, a predicted model, not a curated record